AUGUUUUUAAAAAUUAUCACAUCAAGGCCACACAUUGCCCCACUGUCUGGUCCCACUGACCCACAAGCCACCACCCCACAGAUUGGCUCGGCUCUGGCCUGCGUCAUAUCUGGUUCCCCCAGCCUUGCUGCUAUAAAGAAAGUGCUUCAACAGCUCUGGCUGGAGGCUGGGCUCAACUGUAUCAAAGUAUCCCAGGGAUCUUCAAACUUGAAACAAUUCUGUCUGCAGAAUGUUCCACAUGACUUCCUGCUGACUGGGGUAUCUUCGAGUACAAAACUCUCCAGACUCCAGAACGUCUGUUCCCUUUUGUGGUCAAAUGGACCUUUCAAAGGUUUCCCAAACCACUUCUCAUGA
This is a messenger RNA of Gorilla gorilla gorilla (western lowland gorilla), 354 nucleotides long. Its product is annotated as guanine nucleotide-binding protein G(I)/G(S)/G(O) subunit gamma-5-like. The record is from RefSeq and is a predicted model, not a curated record. The coding region runs from base 1 to 354 and encodes 117 amino acids. Lineage: Eukaryota; Metazoa; Chordata; Mammalia; Primates; Hominidae. Gene Ontology annotation, cellular component: heterotrimeric G-protein complex. The transcript has a single exon. Gene Ontology annotation, molecular function: G-protein beta-subunit binding. Gene Ontology annotation, biological process: G protein-coupled receptor signaling pathway.